AUGGAGUAUCACAUGUGCUACCUUCUAGAAGUAUUGGGGAGUUUUAUUAUCUCCCAUUCCCUGACCCCUGCCCAAGGAACCUCCAGCCCCUUCUCUGGAAAGGCAGACACAGAUUUCGAACCACUCGGGAACGCUACGGAACAUCACCGUACCCUCCUGCUUCCCCAGUCCUCCCGAAAUCUGCCUUUCUCGCUCCAAAGCUCCCCUGCUCCUCAGAUAAAUGGCAGCACCGUCCAGCCACUUGUCCCAGCUCCAACGCUGGAGUCACCCUCAUUGGACCAAUCCCUCCUGAAAGCAGAAACCGGGAAAGUCCAGAGCCCGGGCCUGAUCCAGGAAGAGCCAGCGGUCCCCGGCGCGGGGUGCGGCCCCGCCCAGGGCGGCGCGGGGAGCGGCCCCGGAGAACCGGGAGCGGAACGCGGGGCGAACGCGGAAGCGCGAGGAGCCCGGAGCCGCCGCAGCAGCAGCCCCAGCGCCCCGACGCCCGGAGCGGGCCGCGUCCUCCGCCAGGUGCGUGGGCGGCCGACCUGGGCCCGGCGGUGCCGCCGAGGGUCCCGGCUGUGCUGCCGGGGGCGGGGGCGGGGGGGCCGCGCCGACUGCCCGCGGGGGCGGGGUGGGCCCUGCGCUGCGGUUCCGUCCUCGCGGCCGCCGGGCCUGGAGGCGCGCCCCCCCGCGCCGCCCCCGCCCAACUUCCCCCCCGCGCCCCUCCCCCCGCGCGCCCCGCCCCCAGCGCCCCACCGCUCCCGCCGCGCGCGCUCCUGCGGGGACGUGGACGCGCCCUCGCGCGGGUCGCGGGCCCAGGUGGCAGGACUCGGGGGCAGCCGGGGUCUCCCGGUGCGUCCCGAGCUCGCGACAAUGAGCAGAGGCGAUAAAACUUAA
This is a messenger RNA of Camelus dromedarius (Arabian camel), 876 nucleotides long. Its product is annotated as proline-rich proteoglycan 2-like. The record is from RefSeq and is a predicted model, not a curated record. The coding region runs from base 1 to 876 and encodes 291 amino acids. The transcript is spliced from 2 exons. Lineage: Eukaryota; Metazoa; Chordata; Mammalia; Artiodactyla; Camelidae.